This is a messenger RNA of Clonostachys rhizophaga, 684 nucleotides long. NCBI's taxonomy places the organism in Eukaryota, Fungi, Ascomycota, Sordariomycetes, Hypocreales, Bionectriaceae. The record is from the annotation of a GenBank genome assembly.
AUGGCGGACACAGCGAACAAACGUAUUUUGCUCAUCUCCUUGGGCCACAAAGAUUUCUUCGACGACAUGUUCGAAAGCCUAUUGGCUAGGCUGUCGACCGACGCGAAGUUCAAGCGCGCCAAAACCAGCAACUCAGCCUUGCGCUUUCUCGGAAACGACCCGCCGCCCAGAGCAGUCAUCGUCACCGACUCGGCAUUGAUUAAGCACGAGCAGAUGCUGGUCCGAAGCCAUGUCUUCAGAUACAUCCGCAACGGCGGCACAGGCAUCUUCAUGGGACACUUCGCGUCUAGCGUGAAUCCGCCCGACCUCCAAAACUUUUUUAAUCAGAUCGAUCUGCCUUGGGAGGCAGGCUCAUACAAGCGACUUACCCAUAGGCUAACGCACACGCUGAAUCCUCAAGUCUGGGAACCUUCGCCUGGCGCCGUGGCGCUCCCUGCGCAGUACCCCCAAAAGGCACUGUUCGUCAAAAACGUCAGACCAGACCAUGCGCUGUAUCAGACGACCGCGAGUUCACCGACCGAGGCGCAAGACGUCGCCCCCGAGAUUCUUCACGAUCCUAACGAGGCGGCUGUGGCUGUUGCUCCAGUGGGAGACGGAAUAGCCGCGUAUCUUGGAGACCUGAACGGUGAGCCAGAGAUGACCACCGUAACUCUUGCCCUGUGUGGGCUUCCAGCCGGGGCCUGA